CUCAAACUCAGCUGACCUGAAAGACUGGAAUUUCAGCUCUCUUCCUUCCCUGGGAUAUUUUUCCUCCCCCUUCCUCCCUAAGCCCUUUAAACCAGAUUACUGGGUCAGUGACUCAUUCAGCUCGCCAGUUCCAAGGUUUCCAGCUCGUUUGGCUUGGAAAGGAAAACCACUACCUGAUUAGGAAAGCACUUGCGAGGCACAUUCAUCUUGCCGGUGUUGUCAGGAGCCAUCAGCGACUUUUAUUAAAAGCCUGGGGAUCGCCUGAAAGACCUCCUUGUCUGAGCCUGAAAGGCAAGGGGCAUGGUAAGAUCUGGGGGCAUACUGUUGGGACCCCUGGCCCUGCCCCUUGGCCUGUGAGUGACACCCACGAGGAAGCAGGCGCCCUCCUUUGUGGAAGGGACUUUCUGGUGACCAGAAGCGAGUUGGCGCUGGCAUGAGCUCUCCAGGCUGGGGUGGGCACAGAGCCCUGCUGCUCCUGCUGCCCCUGCUCCCCCUGCUGCUGCUGCUGGUCCUGGACAGUGCUGCUCCCACCUUCAUCAGCGUGAACCACGGGCUGAGGGUGAGGAAGGGCAGCUCAGCCUUCCUGUCUGCAGAGGAUCUGAAGUUUGCCAUCCCCAGAGAGAAAGACAUCUGCAAAGUGGAAGUUGUGAUGCACGAGCCCAUAACCCAGAGGGUGGGGAAACUCACUCCGCAGGUCUUCGACUGCCACUUCCUCCCUCACGAGGUGCAGUACACGCACAACGGCUGCCCGCUUCUGCACGAGGACGCGGUGAAGCUCAGGCUGUACAGAUUUACUGAGACAGACACCUUCACGGAGACCUUUCUGCUGCGGAUCUACCUCCUGGAACCAGACUGUAACAUCAUCCGCAUGAGGAGCCCUGCGCUGGAGGUGUCGGAGUUCUAUGGCCUCUCCGGAGCCAUCGAUAAGAACCUGCUCCAAUUUGAUUAUGACAGGACAACUAGCCUGGAGUGUACAGUGCAGCUGGACCCUGUGAGCACUCACCUGCCAGCUCAUGGCCAGGUGGUUGUGGUAGAGCCUCGACCAGAAGGGCCUCGUGGAGAUCAGCCACACAGUUUCUUUCCUGAGUCCCACCUGGGAACAGAGCGGAAGUGUCCAGGCAGCAGCUGUACCCUGGGACUGAAGAAAAUAGGAAGCCUCCAAGUGAGCUGCGAGGAGUUCCUGAUGAUGGGGCUGCGCUACCAACACAUGCAGCCCCCUUCUCCCAAUGUUGAUUAUGUCUCCAUCCGACUCGACCUCACAGACAGCAGGAGUAAAGUGCUUUACAAGUCAGAGAGCGCGUGGCUGCCCAUCUCUAUCAGAGCUGGCAUUCCGAACCAGAUUCCAAGGGCUGCAUUCAUGUCCAUGUUCAUUCUGGAAGUGGAUCAGUUCAUCCUGACCUCUUUGACCACCUCUGUUCUGGACUGCGAAGAGGACGAGACCCCUAAACCAUUGCUGGUGUUCAACAUCACAAAAGCCCCCCUCCAGGGCUAUGUCACUCACCUCCUGGAUCACACUCAACCUAUUUCCUCAUUUAGCUGGAAAGACCUCAGUGACCUGCAAAUUGCUUAUCAGCCACCAAACAACAGCCACUCAGAGAGGAGACAUUAUGAGGUGGAGCUGGAGCUGUACGACUUCUUCUUUGAAAGAAAUGCGCCCAUCACGGUCCACAUCUCGAUCAGAACAGCAGACACCAAUGCCCCACGAGUGUCCUGGAAUACGGGUCUGCAUCUCCUGGAGGGGCAGUCUCGGCCCAUCACUUGGGAACAGUUUCAGAUCGUUGACAAUGACAACAUUGACGCCGUGCGGUUGGUCGCUGUUGAUGGCCUGCAGCAUGGGCGGCUUACAGUCAGAGGGGGCAAAGGAUUUCUCUUCACCGUGGCAGACCUUCAGGCUGGUGUUGUUCGCUACCACCAUGACGACAGCGACUCCACCAAAGACUUUGUGGUCUUCAGGAUCUUUGAUGGUCACCACAGUAUCCGGCACAAGUUUCCCAUUAACAUUUUACCCAAAGAUGACAGCCCCCCAUUCCUCAUCACCAAUGUUGUGAUAGAGCUGGAGGAGGGGCAGACUGUCCUGAUGCAGGGGUCCAUGCUGCGGGCCUCGGACGUGGACUCCAGUGAUGACUAUAUCUUCUUUAAUAUCACAAAGCCUCCACAGGCUGGAGAGAUCAUGAAGAAGCCAGGCCCAGGGCUGAUAGGCUAUCCUGUCCCUGGCUUUCUUCAGAGAGAUUUAUUUAAUGGGGUCAUUUACUAUCGUCACUUUGGUGGAGAAAUUUUUGAAGAUUCUUUUGAAUUUGUCAUGUGGGACAGCCAUGACCCUCCAAACCUCUCAGACCCACAGGUAGUGAUGAUCCAAGUCACUCCUGUGGAUGACCAGCUUCCACAGGAGGCGCCUGGAGUUUCUCGACAUUUGGUUGUCAAGGAAACAGAGGUGUCCUACAUCACUAAGAAGCAUCUACAUUUCGUAGACACAGAAUCAUAUGAUGGGGAACUGCUGUACACAGUGACAACUCCUCCAUCUUUCUGCUUCAGGCACAGGUAUCUGGAUGCUGGCAAGCUAUUCCUGGCAGACAGCAUACCAAAGCUAACUAAAAAUCCCGCAGCCUUGGGACUGAGGUCAUUUACUCAGCACGCUGUGAACUAUCUGAAGGUGGCCUACAUGCCACCCAUGGAAGACAUAGGCCCCUACCCUCAGCAGGUGCAGGUCACAUUUUCCAUCAGCAACCAGCGCGGCGGCACUGUGCAUGGAAUCUGUUUCAACAUUACAGUUCUCCCAGUGAACAAUCAGGUUCCCGAGGUUCUCACCAACAUCCUGAGAGUGGCCGAAGGAGAGCAGUGCACCAUCAGCACAGAGCACAUCCGGGUCUCUGACAUGGACACUGCGCUGGACGGCAUUCAGCUUUCCCUGCGGGGGCUGCCUCUGCACGGGAGGGUAGAGCUCAACGGAUCCCCUCUAAGCACUGGGGAUACAUUUUCUUGGGAAGACCUCCAUUCCUUAAAAGUUAGGUAUCAACAUGAUGGAUCUGAGAUUCUUCAGGAUGACAUAUGCUUAGCGGUCACAGAUGGUGCAAACUGGGCAGAAUUUGUUCUACACGUUGAGGUAUUUCCUGUAAAUGAUGAGCCACCAGUCCUAAAGGCUGGCCUAAUCCCCAUGAUGCAUUGCUCCGAGGGCGGAGAGGUGGUCAUUACUCAUGAAUACAUUUUUGCUACUGACAUGGACAGUGACAACCAGAAACUGAUGUUUCUGAUUACCAGAGAACCCCAGCAUGGUAUGGUGAGGAAGGCAGGGGUCAGAGUGGAUUGGUUCUCCCAGGGAGAUGUGAUCUCAGGAGCUGUGACAUACAUGCACACAGGUGGGGAGGUUGGCCUGGUGCCUCGUCUGGACACCGUCUCACUGGUGGUUUCGGAUCAAGAAAUGGGCCCUUUUGUAAAUGGCUGUUGCCACAACGGACCUGAUCCAUCUGCUCCUCCACAUGGGUCCUUUCCAGUGUACGAUCUCAACAUCACAGUGCAUCCAGUAGACAAUCAGCCACCUUCAAUUGUAAUAGGUUCCAUGUUUGUUGUAGAUGAGGGGUCCUCAGCAGCCCUUACCAUUAACCAUUUGUCUGCCACUGACCCCGACACGGCUGCAGAUGACUUGGAGUUUGUUUUGAUUUCUCUUCCCCAGUUUGGCUAUCUUGAAAACACACUCCCUUCUGUGGGGUUUGAGAAGAGCAACGUGGGCAUAAGUGUUGCUUCCUUUCAUUGGAAAGACAUGAAAACCUUGCACAUCAACUAUGUGCAGUCCAGGCAUCGGAGGGUAGAGCCCACUGCCGACCAGUUCGUGGUGCUUGUCACAGAUGGAAAACGCCGCUCCCCACAGGCACCAUUUCACAUCAAGAUCAACCCCACCAACGAUGAAGCUCCUGUCUUUGUGGUUCAGAAUAUUACUGUGUGUGAGGGUCAGCAGACGGAGCUGGACUCGGCCGUCAUCAGCGCUGCCGACCUGGACAUCCCCAAGGACGUCCUGCUGGUCAGCGUUGCCCAGCAGCCCCGCCACGGCCUCCUGCUCAGCAGGAUGUUCGGCAAAGACACACCGCACACUCAGUCACUGGCGAGCCCUGGCCCAAAACGCGAGCUAGUUCACACCUUCUCCGUGGAGCUCCUGGAGUCUGGAAUGAGGCUGGUGUAUAUGCACGAUGACUCCGAGAACCUCGCCGACGCCUUUGCGGUCCAGCUCUCAGAUGGGAAGCACACGGUACUCAAGACCAUCUCAGUGGAGGUGACACCAGUUAACGACGAGAAGCCCACACUGAGCAAGAAGGCUGAGAUUGCGAUGAGUAUGGGUGAUACUCGCAUUCUUUCUAGCGCUGUUCUUUCUGCCAUAGACAAAGACUCACCCAGGGAGAAGAUUUACUAUGUAUUUGAAAAGCUUCCCCAAAAUGGGCAACUUCAGCUUAAGAUAGGGAGGAACUGGGUCCCCCUCUCCCUGGGCAUGAAAUGCACUCAGGAGGAAGUAGACCUCAACUUGCUGCGAUACGUGCAUACGGGGGCUGUGGAUUCCCAGAGUCGGGAUAGCUUCACCUUCUACCUCUGGGACGGUGACAACAGAUCACCCGCAUUGGAUUGUAAUAUUAUCAUCAAGGACACGGGAAAAGGUGAUAUUGUCCUUCUUGCAAAGCCACUUGUGGUGUCUAGAGGCGACAGAGGCAUCUUGACAACUGCCACUCUCUUGGCCAUGGAUGGAACCAACAGGCAGGAGGAGCUGCUCUAUGUGGUCACCUCCCCCCCACGGUAUGGCCAGGUGGAAUACACCCACCGUCCUGGGGUUCCCAUUACGACCUUCAGCCAAAUGGACAUAGCGGGACAGGUGGUCUGCUAUGCACACCAGCGUGAGGCAGCUGCCCCCAGCGACAGCUUCAGAUUCCUCGUCAGCAAUGGCUUGUGGACCAAGCAUGGGCUGCUGGAGAUCACACUGAAGGCCGUGGACAGAGCUCUGCCAGUGGUGACUCGGAGCCAAGGGCUGAGGCUGGCCAGCGGGGCUGUGGGCCAACUUUCCCCGGACCUCCUCCAACUGGUCGACCCUGACACACCUGCCGAGAAGCUGACCUUCCUCCUGGCUCGGCUCCCGCAGCACGGCCAGCUCUACCUCCGGGGGACCGUGCUGCUUGGACGUAAUUUCACCCAGUGGGACGUGGACAAUGGGAACGUGGCCUAUCAGCACUCAGGACAUGACUCACAGAGUGACUGUUUUACCUUUGUGGCCACAGAUAGGAUAAACAAAGGCUUCAUCAUGGAUGGGAGAGUCAGGGAGGACCCUGUUCCAUUCACCAUUCAGGUGGACAAGCUGGACAAAAUGGCACCCCGAAUCACUCUCUUGCAUUCCGCUUCCCAAGUGGGGCUCCUCAAAAACGGCUGCUACAGGAUUUACAUCACUUCCCACGUGCUGAGGGCAUCAGACCCUGACACCAAGGAUGAUGAGAUCAUCUUCAGGAUUUUACGAGGCCCACUCCAUGGGCGUUUGCAGAACGCAACGACAGGUGAAUUUAUCUGUGAGAAAUUUAGCCAGAAGGACUUAAACAGUAAGACCAUUCUGUACAUCAUAAACCCAUCGUUGGAAGUAAAUUCAGAUGUCGUGGAGUUUCAAAUCAUGGACCCCGCAGGGAAUUCUGCUACUCCUCAAAUCUUGGAAUUGAGGUGGUCUCACAUUGAGUGGUCACAGACAGAGUAUGAGGUCUGCGAGGAUGUGGGCAUGUUGCCCCUGGAAGUGACCAGGAGGGGACACACCGUGGAAUCUGCCUUUGUGGGUGUACAGGUCAACCAAGUGUCAGCUACAGUUGGAAAAGAUUUUACCGUGACUCCAUCGAAAUUGAUUCAGUUUGACACAGGAAUGUCAACUAAGAUGUGGAAUAUAGCAAUUACCUAUGACGGAUUAGAGGAAGACGAUGAGGUCUUUGAAGUAAUUCUGAACUCCCCCGUGAAUGCCGUUCUUGGCACAAAGACAAAAGCUGUAGUGAAAAUUUUGGACUCAAAAGGAGGACGGUGCCAUCCUUCACACCCCUUCAGCCAAAGCAAGCACAACUCACCAGAGAGGGGCCUUUGGCACCCACUGCCCCCCGGGUCUUCCUCACCCAUCACUUCUGGUUCCCUGCAUCUGGAAGGAAGACCCCCUCCAUCUUCCAAGAAGCUUCCAGUCACCAGGGGAGACACCCUGCGGGGCUUUGAUUCUGCAGCUCUGUCUCCUAGGAAGCUUAGAACCCGUGGGAAUGGCAAAGUGGUUCACCCAUCCUCUGUUCACAGAAAUGGAACAGACAUCACCUAUACUUAUCACGGGAUGGUUUCCUUGAAACUGGAGGACAGCAGUUUCCCAAGUCACAAUAAGACGGUCAAAGUCAGGACACCACCGGUGGCAGGGCUGCCCCAAGCAGAUAAGGCAGAAUACACACCUGACUCUCACUUCCCCAGACAGGGUCCGUUGCCCUCCUUUCCAAAGAACUGCACUAUGGACUUAAAAGGACUCUUUCAUCUUGACGAAAGCAUCCAAAAGCUGUAUCAGUGUGACGGGAUUGCCUGGAAAGCCUGGAACCCCCGAAGCAAGGAGGUCGAAGACAAAUCCUGCCCUGCUGGAUGGCACCUUCACUCAGGCUACUGUCACACUGUGACUGCAGAGCAGAAAAGCACCUGGGACACAGCUACGCUAACCUGCAGGGAACAACAUCUGGGAAACCUCGCGACGGUGCUGUCCAGGCAGCACAUGCGGUGGCUCUGGGACUGGAGCGGGAGGAAGCCCUUCUGGAUCGGUCUGAAUGACCAAGAGCAAGCUGGCCGCUGGGAGUGGAUUGGUGGCGAACCUGUCACCUUCACCAUGUGGAAGAGAGGACCCCCGCAACACUCUAAGUUUGGAAGGAACUGUGUUUUGGUUCAAAGACCAUGGAAAUGGCAAACGAAGAACUGUAGGAAAGGCAAAGCUCACAAUUUUGUGUGCUCCAGGAAACUCCAAAUGUAACUGGCUCUGCAAGUGCCUGCCCGAGACUUCUCUAUUUAUUAAUAAGAUCUAUGAACAUUGUACCAUAGAAAGCAAAUCAUCAUGACAGGAUGGGCACACUUUUGUGAUUCUAUCUCGUAAAAUAGAAUGAGAGUAAUAAUUUCAGGAAGGUCACUGUAAGGUGAGUUUACUCCAGCAGGCCUACAUAUUUACCAUGCUCCAGACCUCAGGCAGCACCCAUUUUUCUGGUCCUCAUAUUUUCUUCCUAUUAUCUCGAAAGAACUCAUUCCAAAGUCUGUAUUGGAGGUGCUACUACCAUUCCAGUAUAAGCGAAGCUCACCCUGCUGGUUGAGUUGCGAAUGCUUUUUUGCCCCUCUAUACCUUUUAAAUGUGAAGUCUAAGACCUAAGUCUGGAAGCUGUGGAUGGAAAGAAUUCUCUCUCUGAUGGAAGGGUCUCAGAGACAGAGACUUGUAACUGCGAGGGUGGGAAUUCAGGAAGCUGCCUACCACGACGCGUGGAACGCAUCUACUUCUCAGUAUGAACGCUGGCCUCGUGCCAGCCUGCAGCCGAAGACUGCGUUGCUCCAGAGUCAUGAAGAAUUUUAAGUAACAUAAUCUCUUCAUCAGCAGCAGCAUUUAUUACACUGGCUGGUAUUUCUCAAGGACAUGAAAUCAAAGUGUGCAUGGGAAUGGUGAUUGGCCUGUGGGAGGAAAAUACUGCGUCUCCACAAGCAGCCCUACGAACUGUGCUGAUUAAUAAAGAAAAAUAAUACAAGAACAGCUAUUGGAAACAUAUUUACUCAGAAUUUGGUUGCAAUUUUGAGCCUUUAAAUCUUUAUUAUAUUUCAGAAUUUCUGUUACGAGAUUCUCUAAUGAAAGGAUACCUAUUAAUUUAUAAAAGUAGUUGCAUGAAAUAUUUUAUAAAGCAUAUUGUAUCCUCUACAGAAUGCCUUGCUGAAAUUAAGGUUUAAUCAUAGGA
This is a messenger RNA of Octodon degus (degu), 7943 nucleotides long. RefSeq names its product FRAS1 related extracellular matrix 1 (gene Frem1). Gene Ontology annotation, cellular component: membrane. The transcript has 37 exons. Gene Ontology annotation, biological process: cell communication. NCBI's taxonomy places the organism in Eukaryota, Metazoa, Chordata, Mammalia, Rodentia, Octodontidae. The record is from RefSeq and is a predicted model, not a curated record. The coding region runs from base 434 to 6985 and encodes 2183 amino acids.